AUGGACAAGGUCUUGAUAAUUCUACUUUCACUACUAAUCGGAUUCACGAUAAUCCUUGUUCAGUUUUUCUUGCAGUCUGGUGGACUAAAGUCGAUCAAGAUAUCGAGCAACUCGCCACACUACAAACCAACAUUUUUGAUUUGCGGACCAAACAACGCCGGCAAAACUGCUCUUUUCUUCAAACUAACCGAGGGGGAGUCACAAGCAGGAGAACUUCCCACGGGAACCACUACAACAGUAUCGUCCAUCGAACCCAAUUUCGGCACGGUCGUGCUCCCCAUCGCCACACCGCAAAUCGGCAAGAAGUUCCAAUUGGUUGACUAUCCGGGCCAUUUGAAAUACUGGAAUCUUUUCCGCAAAUUGAUCAAGCAGGAUAUCACCUUGUCGCAGAUCCUAGGAGUGGUAGUGGUGCUUGACUCAAGCAGUGCCCACUGGGCCAAGGAUAGCGUUCAAAUUGAGAAAUUGAGCAAGUUCCUAUACAACUUGUUGGCAAUCACCGAGCGCAAGCAAAAUGGAAUCGAUUUCCUCUUUGCUGUGAACAAGAGCGACUUGUUUGACUCGUUGCCCGUGCACAGAAUCCGGUCCAUUUUGGAGCUGGAGAUCAACAAAUUGAUCAAGAACGAAAUCAACAGCUCGGCCAAGACUUCGGGGAUAGAUGCCCUUGGAGAUGGAGGCGAUGACGGCGAUGACGACGGCGAAGGUAACGGUGCCGGCGACGGUGCAGGUGGAGGAGGAGGAGUCAGUAGAGAGAGCUUGAGAGAGUUUUGGUUGGGUGUCAUUGGAUCCAGCGACGAAGAUGCCGUUUUCACAUUUGACAAGUUGGAAGGCAAUAUGGAUUUCGCCAGUGGCAGUGUGACGAAAAACAAGAUUGGGCCGUGGGAAGGCUGGUUUGACGAGAAGGUUGUCAAUCCUUGA
Messenger RNA from Lodderomyces beijingensis, 915 nucleotides. The record is from the annotation of a GenBank genome assembly. NCBI's taxonomy places the organism in Eukaryota, Fungi, Ascomycota, Pichiomycetes, Serinales, Debaryomycetaceae.